Molecule: messenger RNA, 4070 nt
Organism: Pocillopora meandrina
Lineage: Eukaryota; Metazoa; Cnidaria; Anthozoa; Scleractinia; Pocilloporidae
Source: the annotation of a GenBank genome assembly
UUGUUGUUGCUACAGACUGAGAAACAGCUAGACUGUGCGUUAGAUUUAAUGCGAAGGUUGCCACCCCAGCAAAUUGAGAAAAAUCUGAGCGACGUUAUCGAUUUGGUGAGUUGACAUAAUUUAUCUUAGGGAGGAAGUAGAUCGUAAGUUACUCAACAAAUUGUCCAAGUGAUGUAGGUGCAUGUCUUAAGUUUUGGAAUUUACUCACAGCGAGUCAACUUCGAGCGUAUUUGCGUAUUUCUUAUAUCUAAUUACUGACUUGAGUGGAUAUGAUUAUCAUCUAAUAUCAUUAAACUUGUAGUAACUGCGAUAAGUGACAUGUUGAGGUAGAUGUAAAAGUGAGGUCUUCAUCUUCAACUGUUUUGACAAACAGCUAUUUUGCCCUACAUGUUGAAUCAUUUACCCCAUUUUAAUGAUCUUUGGCUUAACAAAAUGGAAGGCUAGGGACAGUCUUAUACUGCUAAGAAUACAAGGCAUCUUCUAUUGGUCUCUUUGACAUAAAUGGAUGAUGGUUAGGCAUCAUUGCUAGGCACAAAUGAGCAUUCAAGGCACAUUUUUGUUUUGUCUGUGGGUGACCUGAAUAGGACACUAGUCAGACUACAUAACAGUUUGCUAAAAUCAAAACUGAAAUCUACUUGUUUCAUGAAAAAUGAAUUGAAAUGUGGCUUUUUUUAGAGCUUUGCUCUAAGACAAGGUGCUCUGUUUAUAAGGAAAUCUUCUGGGCUCUUACCAUCUUACCAUUAUUCACCACAAGUUGUAGUAGUCUUUCCUUAUAAUACUUAGUUUGUAGCUUAAACAUCUUAAUCUGACACCAUGUUUGACUCAGCAUUUUUUGUUAAUCCUCCAACUACCAGAAGUGAGUCAGAUCUACUUCACAUUUGAAUAAUCAUUCAGUGAAGUUUUAAACCAGCACUACAAAGUCUCUAACAGCAUUUGAGAUUUAAUUUCAAUUAUUUACAUUUUCUGAUGCUUUCAGGUUCCUGCUCUCUGUGAAGACUUGCUAUCAUCUGUUGAUCAGCCACUCAAGAUUGCUAAGGAUAAAUCAACUGGCAAAGACUAUCUUCUUUGUGACUAUAAUAGAGAUGGAGAUUCCUACAGGUAUAGAUGUAAGACAGACUAUAAAACAUGGUCUGUGUUUGUUAAAGACGUGAUAUACCCUGCAUAAUUAUGCCACACACUGUUAGCACUUGGAGAAGUGAUCUUUGUAAAGUUUUACGUAUGUACUGCAUCAACAACAUCCAAGAGUUCCCUUAAUUUUACUUUGAAUUUUUGUUUUGUUUUUAUUCUUAGCAUUUUUCAUGCCUAAUAAUGUUCCAAUUUUUUUCCUACUGGGGGGACAUGAAGUGAUUUAACAACCUCAACUGGUAGGAGACAAACCUGUUGGCUAUUGGUGAACAUGGUUGAGAAUUUGGCAUUGCAAUUGUAAUGUUGUCAUCACAGGACCAAGCUGCCUCCUCACACCAUGCUAUAUCUGAUAAUAUAAAUUAACCCUCUACACCCUAACAUCAGUAUUUGUAUUCUUAAUACUCUUCUCUAUACAUUUCCUUUGGUAUUGACAAGAAGAAUUCACUUAACAAUCAAAGCUUCAUAGGUUGGCAAUCAUUUUCUUUAUUCCUAUAAUCUUAAUGAAUGAUUCAGCAAUAUUACUGUAAGGAGAAAUUGGAUGUUGGUUACUCUUAGGGUUUUAAGGCUUAACAAAGUUAAACUUGUGAGGCAAACUCCUAUCCUUGGGUUUUUUAGUUUAACAGGUAUUGAAUAUCCGUUUUCUUGUGAAAUAUAGCUGCAGUUAUGGUUCUCUUGUUUUUCCCUCAGAUCACCAUGGAGUAAUUCUUAUGAUCCACCUCUGGAUGAUGGUGCAGUGCCGUCUGAUAGGCUAAGGAAACUUGAGGUGGAUGCAAACACUGCCUUUGAUCAGUACCGAGAAAUGUAAGCUACCUGACAAACUUCUUUUACAUACAUGUAACUGUUUAUCAAGUCAGUUUUCUUGCUGAGUACUCCUGCUGAUAGUGAAUAGAAGUCUGAUUUUUGCAAUUGAGGCAUAGAGCAAAAGAAAGAAUGUUACUUUUCUUCUAAUCCCUCUAUAAACACAGUAUAAAAAUGUGUAAAAAACCUUAUUCACAGUCUAUUCACUUUUCCAACAAUGUGUGCAAAUGACCAGAUGCAAGAGGCAAGGAAGUUGUUUUCCAUAGUUUGCAAUAUUUUGCCUAAUUUUUAUGUUUCACCACAGUCAUUCUAAGCUAGAGCACAAGAUCCUCAGAAAACUUUUCAUUCGUGUGAUAUUUGUGUUCUUUGUAGGUAUUUUGAGUCAGGAGUGUCUUCAGUAUACUUAUGGGACUUAGAUCAUGGAUUUGCAGGGGUCAUCUUGAUCAAGAAAGGUUCGAAGUCUUCUAUAAAUUCAUUUACAUUUAUUUAGGUAGUCUUAGGAGUUGGUUUGUACCAUUUUUACUUACAACCAUUGCAUUUCAUGAUCAGCUGGCCCCAUAACUUCAAUGUAAAUACAUAUAAUGUCACCUAAAUCAAACUGACAACAAAUGUGCUCUGUAUACAGCUUUAAAGUAGCAGCAGAAGUAUUUAGAUCAUGUUUAAAAUGUGCCCUAACAAGAGAAAAUGUUUGCUGUCCAGUACUGUUGUGGCUUAUUCAACAGCUUGUUAUUUUGCCUUUAUUUCAGCUGGAGAUAACGAUAAGAUCAAAGGUUGCUGGGAUUCCAUCCAUGUUGUGGAGGUUCAGGUAUAUUGCCAGUUAGUAACAAACACAUUAACUAAAGCACAAAACUUGUGUAAUGUUAAAGCUGGACUGUGAUUUUUUUUUUAUUUCUCAGGAGAAAAGUAGUGGCCGACAAGCUCACUACAAGCUCACAUCAACAGUCAUGCUUUGGCUUCAGGUAUGAGUAAACUCUACAAGUACCUCUGAUGAGGAAUUUUUGGUUGUUGACAUUGUUUUUGUGGCUCCAUGCCAAGGAUUUGCAGUUUCCUCAGUUUGAGUACUCAUGCUUUUUACCUAAUUUGAUAUUUAACUGAUUCUUUUUCUCUUUGCCUCAGACAAUUAAGAGUGGAUCAGGAAUCAUGAAUUUAGGAGGAAGUCUGACUAGACAGGUAUUAAUGCAUUUAUGAAAAUACAUUUGUAUUACCCAUUUGAUUGUGUUUGUACCAUGUUUGGAGUUGACACACAUGUGGAGUUGACAUGCAUUUGCAUUUUGUACUUAUUCAAAGAUUGCAGCUGGUAAUUGAAUUGAAUGAUUCUAAUGUAAAUUAAGGAAGGUUAAAACCAAGUAAAGGGGGCUGUUUUACCAAAUCUUUUUGAGGCGCUUCAGGGAGACUGGUGUUACUCUGUGAUAUGCUUUUGCCCAGCACGCCUUAUUGGCUUGUUAGCAUGCUUUGUUUCUCUCCAUCUCUAUCGUUAUUUCAUCUUUCUUCUUUGACUAGCAGGGUCUUUUUGGUUCCCAUAUUUUUAAAACUUUAGGCAGAACAGGACACUCCUGUUAAUGAUGCCAAUCCACAUAUUGCCAACAUUGGAAAAAUGGUUGAGGUACUGUUCAUAUUUUCUUUUUUAUAGAAGGUCAUGCUGGUUAAAACCAUAAAAUAUUACAAUAUUAAACAUGUUUAGGGUUGUUCUAGUCUCUAUCUGUUAAGACACCUCAUCUAAUGAGUUACACCUCUUUCAAGCUGUUAUAUAUUCCUUUAAAAGUAAGGUAUGGUCAUCAGAAGUAAAUUUUAUAUAAGGAGGCAUUUGCUAAUUGAUAAGUUUGUCCAUCCCUAUCAACUAUUUGCCAGAUAGUGUAUGACUUUGUGAGGAGAGUUUCUAUUUCAAUUCAGGAUAUUCAAUCCAUAAAAACUGAUACCAGAAAAUUGUAUAGCAAAUCAGUUUCAAUUCCUUGACAAUUCUAAAUACAAGGAAAUGUGUUGGAGCUAGUAACAGCAUGUGUGGGUAUGCAGGUUGCAAUUCUAUAUUGAUCUACUUUAAGCCAUUCAUAUUAUUUUCCUCUUUAAAGGACAUGGAAAACAAGAUGCGAAACACUCUGAAUGAAAUAUACUUUGGUAAAACAAAGGAUAUUGUCAAUUCCCUUAGGUGA